CUCUGGCAGGGAAGUCGCGUCGCACGUUGCUAGUUAGUUGCAAUGUUGUAGCUAUUAGCACGACAGCCGUUCCUUUGCUGGGAGGUAGACCCGUCGUUUAGUUCUCAAACACACUUUGCCCAGAAUCCAUUCGCUGGCCAUCGGGACGAACUAACACAUUAGCUGCCUUGUUGUCUCUUUCCUUUAUCCCGCUCGCUAGCUAACUAGCAUAACUAGCUAGAUAGCUAGCCAGUCCCUAGCGCUUCUCCGUCUGCUGCCCGUCUGCUGGACCAUGGCGAUGAGACAGACUCCGCUCACCUGCUCGGGUCACACCCGGCCUGUGGUUGACUUGGCCUUCAGCGGUAUCACUCCCUAUGGCUACUUCCUCAUCAGCGCCUGCAAGGAUGGCAAGCCCAUGUUGCGCCAGGGAGACACAGGGGACUGGAUCGGAACGUUUCUGGGUCACAAAGGUGCUGUCUGGGGAGCCACCCUGAACACGGACGCCACUAAAGCAGCCACGGCUGCCGCAGACUUCUCAGCAAAGGUGUGGGAUGCAGUGAGUGGAGACGAGGUCCUCACGCUGGCACACAAGCACAUCGUCAAGACUGUCACCUUCACUCGUGACAGCAACUGUCUCCUGACUGGGGGAAACGACAAGCUGCUGCGGUUAUACGACCUUGUCAACCCUGAAGCAGCACCACAGGAGAUUUCAGGUCACACUUCAGCAAUAAAGAAAGCCCUGUGGUGUAAUAAUGACAAACAGAUCCUGUCUGCUGCUGAGGACAAAACCAUCCGGCUUUGGGACAGGAGCUCCAUGGAGGAGGUGAAGACUCUGACCUUCGACAAAAGCGUGAGCAGCAUGGAGUAUGUGGCUGAUGGGGAGAUUCUAGUGAUCACAUAUGGAAAGACAAUCGCUUUCUACAACGCUCUAAGCUUGGACCUGAUCAAGACUGUGGAAGCCCCAGCUACCAUCAACUCGGCCUCCCUCCACCCAGAGAAGGACUUCUUUGUUGCCGGUGGCGAGGACUUCAAGCUCUAUAAAUUUGACUACAGCACAAAGGAGGAGCUGGAGUCCUAUAAGGGCCACUUUGGCCCAGUCCACUGUGUUCGCUUCAGUCCUGACGGUGAGCUCUAUGCCAGCGGCUCUGAAGACGGAACCCUGCGUCUGUGGCAGACGGCAGUUGGGAAAACCUACGGCCUGUGGAAGUGUGUCCUUCCUGAGGACCUGGGGUCGGAGAACUCUGAGCAGCUGUACACCUCACCCCCUGAGAUCAAAGCUUGAAGAGAGGCCGUGCUCUGAAACGACAGGCGGACGAAGGAUCUGCUGUCCCCCAACAAGGAGAGGUGUCCAGCAUCUCCACCCUUCGGGGCUCAUGCCCUGUAGACCAACCACCUCUCACACAGACACAGUGGGUUUUGUGCAGCCUAUGGACAGUAUGGGCUGGGGAAUAAAGCAGUAGAGCUGUGAGUGUCUGGCUCAUCGCUGCCUGCUUUCUCUCCGGUCAGCCCAGUGCUGUCUGGCUGCUGAAGUCCUCUUGGUUUCCCUUGGCCCCUGAAUGUUCCAAAGCAUAUAAUGCAAAGAUCAGUUUGGUUUUACAAAGUGUUUGAUGAGCCGGACCAACGCUUUUGUUUUCAGUUACACAAAGUGGUGGUGGCACAGUGUGUGCUAACGAUGCUUUCGUUUUGUUUUGACAGUCCUGUGCGGUUUUACUAGUUGAUACGUAAAGUUAAGUGUCUAAACAGAGAUUGGUUUUGUGGCAAUGGGUCCGUUUGUUCAAUUUGGUUUGUCUUUGCAUCUGAUAAAGAAAUAAAUUGGUGCAUUACUGUUUUUCUCUGUGUAAUGCAUUAAGAUCAA
Betta splendens (Siamese fighting fish) is the source of this 1834-nucleotide messenger RNA. It is a transcript of the gene strap, whose product is annotated as serine/threonine kinase receptor associated protein. Gene Ontology annotation, cellular component: SMN complex. Gene Ontology annotation, molecular function: protein binding; RNA binding. The record is from RefSeq and is a predicted model, not a curated record. Gene Ontology annotation, biological process: spliceosomal snRNP assembly. The coding region runs from base 272 to 1261 and encodes 329 amino acids. The transcript has 9 exons. NCBI's taxonomy places the organism in Eukaryota, Metazoa, Chordata, Actinopteri, Anabantiformes, Osphronemidae.